AUGAAUUCUGACCAGAUCUAUGUGCGUCGCCGGGGAGAAAGCAUCCCACAAGAUUCCACAGCUAGCAUCUCACCCUCCAAACCCAUGAGCAUCCUUACUGGCAGCUACUGUACGAAAGGAGGCAGUGUUGAACUCCUAACAAUGCGGUUUACGCUCCUCAGCUUGGAAACUCCAACAACAAACUCCAAAUUCGAACUGCACAGUAUUGGACUUACUUUCCUUUUCCGCCAUGAACAAUCUGAGGGCUUUCCUCCGCCCCCAGGUCUUAGUUUGGCUGAGGCUGCAGGGGUGGGUGAGGGACUGGGGCUCGGGCUGCCCUUACCGCGGGCUCCCAGCCUCAACCUGCCCCCUCCGAUCGCCGGCACCGGGCCCCCUCUGGGGUUCCCCAAGCGAAAGAAGAGGGCUACGGAGCCGGUACGGAUCGCAGCCCCCGAGCUGCACCUGGGAUAUUCAGAUUCAGAGGAAGAUGAACCUGCAAAGAAGAAAACUGUUCUUCAGGGAUCUGGUGAAGGAACAGGUUUAUCAGCUUUGCUUCCCCAGCCCAAAAACCUGACUACAAAAGAGACUAACCGAUUGCUCCUACCCUACGCUUUCUCCCGAAAACCCACUGAUGGCUCUGCUGACGCCAAGCUCUCCAAACCAGCCCCCAAGACCAAAUCUGCUUCUUCUGCUUCCUCCUCUGCCCCUGUUGUGGGUGCAACCACUACUACCCCAUCGCCCUCAGCCAUCAAAGCAGCUGCCAAGAGUGCCGCCUUACAGGUGACAAAGCAGAUCACACAAGAGGAGGAUGACAGUGAUGAGGAAGUAGCCCCUGAGAACUUCUUCUUCCUUCCAGACAAGGCUGAGCCUCCUGGAGCUAAGCCAUACCCUUACCCUGUCCCUGCUGCUUCUGAAGAGCUACCCCCAGGCACAGAGCCAGAACCUACCUUCCAGGACGAUGCAGCCAAUGCUCCCCUUAAAUUCAAGAUGGUGGCUGGUUCAAGUGGGGCUCCCUGGGUGCCUAAGCCUGGGGAGGACUACAGCAGUCAGCCCUACACCCAGUUCCCUACAUAUGGUGACGCCAAUGCCACUGGCGCUUACUAUCAGGAUUAUUACAGUAGUGGCUACUACCCUGAGUCUGAUCCAGCCUUAGCUCCUCCCCAGGAAAUUACCCCAGACGCCUCUUUCAUUGAUGAUGAGGCGUUCAAGCGACUUCAGGGCAAGAGGAACCGGGGAAGGGAAGAAAUUAAUUUUGUGGAGAUCAACGGAGAUGACCUGCUCAGUGGGGCCCAGCAGUGGAUGACCAAGUCCUUGACAGAAGAAAAAAACACGAAGUCAUUCAGUAAGAAGAAGGGUGAGCAGCCAACAGGCCAGCAGAGGCGAAAACACCAAAUCACAUAUCUGAUUCACCAGGCUAAAGAGCGAGAAUUGGAGCUGAAGAAUACUUGGUCAGAGAACAAGCUCAGUCGUCGGCAGACCCAAGCCAAAUAUGGAUUCUAGGCUUCUGGAACUUAUCCCAUCUUCCCCUUUACCCAGUACCAGGUGGCCUGGCCUUGCCCUUUCCAGCUAACAUCUUUGGGAGCCCCAGAAGCUCCAAGUCCAGGACCU
Antechinus flavipes (yellow-footed antechinus) is the source of this 1587-nucleotide messenger RNA. RefSeq names its product proline-rich protein PRCC-like. The record is from RefSeq and is a predicted model, not a curated record. The transcript has 2 exons. NCBI's taxonomy places the organism in Eukaryota, Metazoa, Chordata, Mammalia, Dasyuromorphia, Dasyuridae. Gene Ontology annotation, cellular component: nucleus. Bases 1 to 1479 code for a protein of 492 amino acids.